Molecule: messenger RNA, 2082 nt
Organism: Periconia digitata
Lineage: Eukaryota; Fungi; Ascomycota; Dothideomycetes; Pleosporales; Periconiaceae
Source: the annotation of a GenBank genome assembly
AUAAUCUUCAUUUUCGAUCUUUUCCCCUCCAUCAUCAAUUGCACAAUCAUGUUAUUUCUAUCCUACCCAACUUUUGCCACUCUUUUUUUGGCGGCCAGUACGCAGGCUACCCCAUUCCCUCAGUCCAAAGACCCACCAAAGUGCCAGCUCGAUCCUUUCGCACCCUCAUCAUGGGCUGCAAGCGGCGGAGAAAAACUUCUGCGCAACUGGCUUGACAAAAAUGGUCCAGUCAAUUGGCUUCAGGAACUCAGCAAGGACGUACUGGGAUCUAAUACCAAUGCGAUUGACUGCGCACAUAUAAGCUCGACCAGCUGCUCAGCACCUCAGGGUCCUGCACAGUGCGACAAAUAUAGUUACCAUUUUGUUCGCACCAUGGCUGCUCAAAUCAAUUCGGCUUUCAGGAGUAUCCAUGACAAUCUUGAAAACCAAGUCAUCAAAGAUAGUUUGAAAGUGGAUACUAUCAUAUCGGAAUUUGACCUUCUCAAGCCACCCAAGGGAUCGGACACUGCGCUCACACUCAAAAAUAUCGCUCUUGGGCCAACCGCCAUGUCUGCCCUGUUUGGCAUGAUACCCGGAGGAGGAGGAGCAGUAGCAGCGGGGCUUUUAUCCUUAAUCGGCGGUACUUUCGGGGCUGUGAGUGACAACUUGGAAGAGGAAGAAACGGAAAUCCCUGAGUAUCAAGACCUUGCAUCGGUGAUGAACGAUCGCCUUGGAAGAUUCUUCGGGAGUACUCAGCAGAAGUUGGAGAAAACCCUUCUGGCCAUCUUCGGCGCUCUGCCUGAAAAUGGAUCCAAUGAUGAUCUGGUUCGCGAAAUGGUUGGCAGAAUGUCUGGACUAGGCGUGAAAGGCCUCAACAAGGAUGCCAAGUCGCCCGUUUCCGAACUGCUCAAAGGCGGCCACUGGCUCUCUCCAGUAUACAAGAGCCAAGUCGAUACAGGCAUAAAGAAAGGAUUCAAAAAUAUCCAGCGAGGUCUCAUCGGCAAUCUUCUGGCAGCGAUGCAUGUCUAUGUCGAGCAGGAGCUACCUGCGUGGAACGAAGGCUUGGUCCAGCCCUGCACAGCCCUGGGCACACUGAGAGAUGGAAACUCAUGCCUCGUGAUCAAACACCGGCCCUGGGGAGGAGCCAAGGAUGGUGUCGAUGCUAAGCCACUGGACGAAAAGUACCUACAACUGAUGGGCGACUACGGCUUGAAAGGUGACGAACUUCACAAAAUGAUUAAGAACGUACGCGACUGUAACAACGGCAAAACCGACAACAGCCAGAUCAUCACUGACGGCUCGUACCCUGCCUGCUAUUUCGGUAUGAACUUCGCUAAGCGUGUUCACCCCAAAGAUCACGAUUUCCAUAUGAGUAUAUUUACAGCCGAAUACCCAUGCAUCUCCUACUAUCGAGAUCAGGAGGGAGUGCCAGGCUGGAUUACAGAUGACCGAGUUCACUGCCACGAUGAAGUUCCUGUCUGGGGGCCUUGUACUGUCAAACUCGAGGAAUUAUCUUAUUGGUCCGAAUCUGGAUUGACCCGCUACCGGUUGGGCUUGGUCGGCGAGGGUGUCGAUAUGGCGACGAUUUGCCCAUAUGUGCACGAUGGUAGGAAGUGCAUGUGGGGUUCAAACAGGCAGUGCUAUCACAAUGACAAAUUGGAUAAAAUGGUAUUAGACAUUAACUUUGCGAAGGGCUCUGCCGGUCACGAUUCCUACCAGUAUUGUCGGAAGGAGUUGACUGAAAAUUUCGCCCGCAAUAACAGGUGCGAGAUUGUCUAGCCUAUUCACGUCACAGUGGUUUGGUAGAAGAUGGUAGUUUUAUGAUAUAUACAGCCUAGCGCACAUCUAAGGAUUCUAGCGAAUCUCCUAGGUGAAAUCGAGAAUCUAUCAGGCGCUAGCACACCGCCGACCAUCAUAGACUUUGAUACUGAAUCUUGACAUGAAGGGUGACUUUUCUUCCGAGACAAGAGCUUUGAUAACGCUAGAAGAAGGUAUUAUCCAGAAGCUUGAAGGCUUGGAACGGUUUGUCCAAAAACAACGACUGGGAAGAACACCUUCGUCAGUGUCAGAGAUAGUGGCCUACACGCGUUUGAAUGGACCGCC